Molecule: messenger RNA, 3729 nt
Organism: Fusarium coffeatum
Lineage: Eukaryota; Fungi; Ascomycota; Sordariomycetes; Hypocreales; Nectriaceae
Exons: 1
Coding region: 1-3729 (1242 amino acids)
Biological process (GO): regulation of GTPase activity
Source: RefSeq, a predicted model, not a curated record
AUGGACGAACAAGACAACUCUCGAUCUGGCACUUCCAGUGAUGCUACUUCCUGGAACCAAGCCUCAACCUCCGACCUCAACCUCCCAAGAGACCCAAAGAUGGAACGCUCCAGCGCUUCUAACUUGAGGUCCGCAUUUCGAAAUACACUGAUAAAUGCCUCCAAUACUGUUCGAUCCGUAACCCCCGACCCCGUCGACCCUCCUACGCCUCCUACUGUUAGCGUGACGACGGAAUCUUUAUAUUCUCAAGAGGAUGUUUUAUCGCAGCAGACUUCUCCCCGGUCAAUACCCUCUGCCGGCCCUGCUCGCAGACAGGGCAUAGUUUUCAACGAAGUUUUCAGCGAGUCGUACGAAAGCAGUGAAUCUAGCCCGCCGAGGCAACACUUGCGGCAUACGAGCGGUAGCCUGAGGCCUCGGACGCGCACGAUGGAUACUUCUAUGCUAGCCCAAAGAAGCGUACCACCACCUACAUCAGAACGACAUCGUGUUGGCAGUGUGAGCUCAUCGGGGUCAUUACACCCGUCCGACGAUCUAAGACCGCAGCUUAGCUCAUUAGACUCGUUACAUCACUCGGUGAUAACAGGCCGAGAGUCGUUAGGUACACCUAAAGACAAGAAAGCUAGAAGGCUUAUGAAGCGACAAUCGUCUCGGCCUACCUCGCCUCUCAUCUCUCCACCACCUACCGUCGAUUCACUACCAUUACCCAUAGCUACCGAUGAUGCGAAUAAGGUUCUCCUGCUCAUGAGGACUCUGUGUGGUCGAAUGCGCGGCGAGAUCGAAUAUCAAGGCGAAACAGGCGGCCCCUGGCACAGUGGAGUGGCUUACAUCGAAGAAGAGAAGGGAUGUCUCAUGUUUGAUUCGGGUCAAAAUGGGCCCUUUCACAUCCCUCUCGUUUCCGAUCUACGCGGUUGCAGGGUCCUCCCUGUCGAUUAUCCCGAACUGACUAAAGAAUGUUUGGAGUUGGUUUGCCAGCAACCUCCAAUUGAAAUUUUGAUAUGUCCUCGGGUAAUGGAAGAAUUUGAUUUGUGGCUGGCGGCUUUACUAUGUUGGCAACAAUUACGUCCCACGGGUAUUAAGCUUUCUAAUGGUAAGCCGGCUAACCAGGUUAUGCCAAUGAGACCGGAGCUCAAGAGACAUGGCUGGUCGCAAGAGAAGAACAAGCCAACGAAUAUUAUCAAGGUUGGCAAAGUAAUGCUAUGGGACAAGGGUCUGGCUGUCUCACCGCGGGCGAUCGUCAAACGACCAUCUACGCGAGAUCUUCGCUCACCGACCACAUCGUGGAGACGGGUGUCUUGCAUACUCCAAGAUGGUGGAGAAUUUAAGCUCAUGACAGAAAACGAUGUCACCGUUUUGUCUAUUAUCGACUUGUCACAGCUCUCGCGCUGCGCAGUUCAACAACUUGACCGCACAGUACUGGACGAAGAAUACUGCAUCGCCAUAUUCCCUAUUUAUGCUUCAUCAUCUACUCACCUCUCCAUCUUCCGACCCGUUUACUUGGCGCUCGACAGCAGAGUUCAUUUCGAAGUUUGGCUAUGUCUCCUCCGAGCCUUUGCAGUACCGGACAUCUACCACCUUGACGACCCCUCAUCUUCCCAGAUUUUGGAAUUAGAUGACAUCGAAACUGAGCAAGAGGGCGAGGUCUUCCGACUUGAAAAGACCAUCAGUGUCCGAGUUACUGAGGCAAAGAUCAAGGCCAAGCCGAAUGGGGUUGGUGGAAUUGAACCGACGAUACACGAGAAGCCUGGACGACCGGAGCCUGAUCCUUUAAUCGGAAAUUACCUUGCCGAGGUUAUACUAGAUGGCGAAGUACGAGCGCGAACGACGACCAAGACAGGAACAAAGAACCCUUUCUGGAGAGAGGACUGCGAGUUCACCGAUCUGCCACCCAGUACACCUUUAUUGUCUGUUGUAUUAAAGAGAGUGGAAGGAAACCUGGAUAGUUCGAGCAACCUUCUCCAGGCCUCAGUUGGACUGCCAAGAACACGAAAUCUGCAAGAGUUUGUGGUCGGAGCCGUUGACCUAUCUCUUGAUCAGCUCGACCGUGGCAAAGACAGCGAACAAUGGCUUCAAGUAUUUGACGAGAAGCACCAGUCCGUUGGUCAAAUGCUGAUCAAGGUGAACCACGACGAGCAUGUUGUGCUUCUGUCGAAGGAGUAUGAGCCUCUCAAGGAUAUCCUACACCGGUUCCCAGCAGGAUUGACAAACUCGAUCUCAGCUGUUCUACCCGGACAAUUGCGUCGAUUAUCCGAGCUGUUUCUCAACAUUUUCCAGACAUCGGGUACUGCUAGCGAGUGGCUCAUGGGCUUGGUGGAAGAUGAGAUCGAUGGAAUUGGUAACCAGGCUUCCAUGAAGAAGUAUCGAUUCAGCAGUCGCCUCAAGUCCAAUGAUUCUGUCGAUGCAGCGACUGAUCGUGAGCUCAUUGUGAGAGACAUGAGCAAGUCCCUCGCUGGAGAAGCGAACUUGCUCUUCCGCGGCAAUUCACUAUUAACGCAGUCGUUCGAAUUCCAUAUGCGCCGCCUCGGCAAGGAGUACUUGGAGGAGAUUCUGCAAGAGAAGCUUUUCGAGAUUAACGAGAUCAAUCCAAACUGUGAAGUCGAUCCUAGCAAAAUCCCCCACGAAUCGGAUCUCGACCAACAUUGGACUGUGCUUAUUCACUACACGACGGAAGUGUGGAAGUGCAUUGCCAGCUCAGCCAACCGACUGCCUCCAGAGCUUCGACACAUUCUCAAGUACAUCCGAGCCGUUGCCGAAGAUCGCUACGGAGACUUCCUGCGUACUGUCACAUAUACAUCGGUGUCCGGAUUCCUGUUCCUUCGGUUCAUCUGCCCAGCCAUUCUAUCGCCAAAGCUGUUCAACCUCUUACGCGACCACCCCCGACCUCAUGCGCAACGAACGUUCACCCUCAUUGCGAAGGCACUGCAGAAGCUUGCGAACUUGUCCAACUUUGGGAAGCGAGAAGAGUGGAUGGAGCCCAUGAACCGCUUCUUGAACCUCCAAAGACAAUCUGUUCGUGACUAUAUCGAUCAAGUUUGCAGCAUUCCCGCGGAUCGAAACACCACCAACUUUGUUCCUGCUGGAUACAGCACACCUGUUACCAUUCUUGGUCGUUUGAGCCCGACUUCCAAGGAGGGCUUCCCUAGCCUGCCUUAUCUCAUUGACAGCACUCGAAACAUGGCGAGCCUUGUGAAGCUAUGGGUAGACGCCAAACCAGUCGACGACAAGAAAGAACAGGUGGAUCAAGAGCUUCUCGCCUUUAACGAUGUCUGCUUUGCCCUCCAAGAACGUGCCGACGCAUGUCUCGCCAAGGUCGAAACCGAACGUGCCAGUGAAACAGCAACAAACGUUACAACAGAAGACAUUACCGAAUCUCUCGAACAAGCAUCCCUGAUCGAAUCCCUCUCCAUAUCUUAUGGUGGCUCUUCAACGGCAUGGAACGACGUGUACGAACCUCCCCCACCCGGGAGUUCAGGCAGUGAAGUCAACGACGAAAAUGCAGCGCAGAACCAACGCCGUCGCAGCAAAGAACGUCGUCGUCACCAUCAUCACCACAAAGAAGGCUGGGAACAUCGCAAGCAGCGACACGCGAGCACGGGAGGGAGCGCGAGUGCGGGUAACACGCUCAAAUCUAAGAAUGGACGCGUGGGACGUACGAUCCUCAGCGGUAUCAUGCGCAUAGGCGGACGCGGAGAGAGCCCUGAAGAAAAGGAUUCUUCAAAGCGACACAAGUAA